UUAAAGUUCCGGGUGUGUGAGCAAGCGACGCGAUUGAACGAACGCGCUCAGCAGGAGUGUGUCAGAAACAUCGGCUGUAUAAUUAAGGAUUUCCAGGGGUCGAGCACACGGUGGUGAUGUUUACGCCGUGAGACAGCUGAACGAUGGAGACCGAGGAAACGUCCCCGUUUCGGGUCGCCUCAACUGUGAGAGCGCUGCGGUUCGCCCUGCGGAGGGACGCGGAGAACGGAGGCGACGCCGAGCGCGCUGACAGCGGGGAGAGGAGCGCCAAUGAGCGCGACAAGCUCUGGUUCAAAGAGAGCAGCGCCAAAAACCUGAGAAACCGAGACUUCUUGGCGCCCAACACGGUUCUGGCCACACUGUACGCGCACGGACAGGUUCCUCCAGCGGUUCUGAGUCGGAUCCUCACUCUCCGGGGAAAUGGUGUGUUGCCGGUAGCAGGUUGUGAGGUGACAGCGGAGGGACUGCGUGUUUCUGUGGACCACUGUGCAGCUUUCAGAGGGGUUCUGUGUGGAAUGGCUGCGUACCUGAGGCCUGCGGCUCAGAGACAGGGAUGUGUCCUGAUUAACUGCCCUGCACUACAUGCCAAACAAGCUCCUCCCUCUCCAGACAGUCUCACACUGGGGCAGCUCCGCACCAUUCUCAUCGCUGACCACAUAGGAGCCCUGCUCAGGAGACAAGGGUACUCUGUGUCCUUCUGUCCUGGCUUACCUGAGGAGAGUGAUAUCAUCAACUACCUCAGAACGCUAGGCAUUGAUUGGCCGGCUGUGUCUGUUAGCUGGACCAACGAGGACAGAGAGGAGAAGAUAAGGAACAUCCUUGAGAACUGUACCUACAGAGAGCGAGAGAAGGAGAGAGGAAAGAGGGGGAGCAAAGGGGAGGAGAUGGAGCGAGGGGAUGGAGGGAUGACAGAUGAGGUUAGGAUAAACCUUAAGCGAGUCAUGGAGGAGGUUGAGCUGCACGGUUAUGACCCCAGUCUGGGCACCUGUACAGUGCAGAGAGAAGCAUUGUGUCAUCUGGCUCAGUUGGACAGAGCUAUAGAAGAUUUUCCUGUGUCGAUGGCAACAGUCCUGCAUGUCACAUCCUGUCAGGAUGAGUUCCGCCAGCAGCAGACAGCCAUGCUGUGGAGAGCGGCUGGCACCACGGCAACACAGAGGCUGGUAAUAUGUGGUCCAGUGAAGACUCCUGGCUGUCAGAUGAGUUCAGCUCAAUAUCUACAGUUAAGAAGAGCUCAGAUGAAGGAUGCUUCGGAAAUGAAGUAUGGAGAUCAAGUAGAAGGGCAGACUUGGGAGGACAUCAUUAGGGUCAUGACCUGUGCCACAGUUCGGUUUGAGCUGCUUUCUACUGUACACACAAGCCCAGUCACUCUUGAUGUGCAGCGUGAAGGGGUUGUAUCCACAAAGGGCCCCAGGGGAGGAGUGUUUGUUAUGUACAACUGUGCUAGACUUCACACUUUGUUCAGCAGCUACGAGAAGGGAGUAGAGCAAGGUCUCUACCCAGAAGUCCCUGCAGGCACAGAGUUGGACUUUUCUGCUCUGAAAGAGGAGGGAGAGUGGCUUCUUCUCUUCAAUUACCUCAUUCCAUUCUCCGAGCUUCUGGACCAAUCAGCACAGGCACUGGAGCUUGAGGGAGGAGGAGCCAGAGUUAAUUUAAGAACUGAACAGGUCUGCAGAUUCCUGGUGUCUCUCAGUAAAGACUUCAGUUCUUACUACAACAGAGUUCAUGUGCUUGGGGAGCCGUUACCUCAUCUUUUUAAUCAGAUGUUUUGCCGGUUAUUGUUGCUGAAGGCUUUGAGAGAGCUUUACCACAACGCACUGGACUCCCUAAAUCUGCCCCCAAUUCCUCAGCUAUAGCACUGAAUUACCCCGGAUAUUGAUUAUGCAACUCUAUUACACAAUUCUGAAAUGCUCUAAAAAGAGCCCCAUUAUUUCACAACUGCAUCUUUUAAACAUCCAAGGAAAAAGAAUUAGGAUAUAGGAAUAUCUCCUACAUACAGAGACCAAAAGAUGUUCUACGUUAAUAUCCUAUCCUCAGACAUCACAGAACUUCUCAUUUCCUACAGUGUUUUCAGUCAUUCUGAAAUAUACCUUAUCCUCUUUCCCCUUUAUAUCAAUGUAUCUUGCUCUCUAGAAGAUAUGAUGCUAGUGACUGUCUCCCUUUACUCUCAUAACUUUGAUACCUUUCAUAAUGCUUGACUUUUUCUUAUUUAUUAGCCCCAUAACUUAAUUUUGGGGUUAAUAGCACCAGUCACUUCUGUUGUACCAGUUGGCCCCUUUGCUUCUCUAUCAGACCCAUUGCUGUUAUACCUGUUAUAAAUAUUAUGCCCUUUCAUUACAAUCAUUCUUCUGCAACAAUAUUCUACCCCAAAACUAUUACCUGUAUUGGCUUACUUUUCAAUAGUAAAAGUCACUCUUCUAUUUUAUCUAUUGUUCAGCUGUGAUGGCCCUAUCCUUGUUCAUAUGGUCCUUUUAGAGCAACUUUCAGUUUCACAGACACUGCCCCUAUAUCUUGACUGUCUGUAGAUCCUGCGCUGCUUCCCUAUAGCAUGUGUGAGAACCACCCACACUCAGAUACUGUUCAGCAAUUGCAGUUUUUCAUUACAGAAUCUCAGCCAAUCUGUACUAUUUGGAAUAAAUAGCAGCAGUUACCGCAGGGACCAUCUCUGUUUCAUAGAUGCGUCAGUCUUGUCUUAUAAAGUCAGUCUGUAGAUAUCAGUGUCGCAGCUAGACACCCUGCCAGGUUUUGAGUGAUUGAUGUCACCUUGUUUGUCCAAGUACUUGAGGACAUUCUCCAAGAACACUUCCCUGUUUGAACCUCCAUCAAAAAUACUUGUUUCAGAUGUAGCUUGACUCCUUAUUUAUUGUAUUUAAAGUCCCAGGGAACUGUGCAAAAUGUAAAAAUUGUUAAUGUAAUAACUACAGUUGAGUGUUAUUUUAAAUGUCUGCCAGUUUAAAUAAAAAACAACAACAAAUAUAAUCAAACAGCUUAAAAAUCAAUAAUCAGACCUAUUUGAGAACUGUCUGUACAUAGUCUUUAUGUUGUGAUGAAAACCUGUAAUUCACACCCCUCUGUCCAGCACUGCCAUCCUGCUGUGCCACUGAAACAGCUAGUAGGAAGAGUGAAAGAGGCUCUAUGUAUGCAGGUGGUGUUGUAGACUAUCCCCGCUGUGUCUGUGAUUCACUAAGCACAUUAUACAGGAACCGUUUAAAAACGUUAAAGGUUCUUAUUCACUUCACUGCUGGAUAUGUAUCUGGGAAUGCUGGCGUGGCCGUUGAACUAAAAGAUGAAUGAAUGCACUGUUGGGUGUCAGGCAAACAGUUUAGCUCAGUUAUGCUUAGUAGUUUAGUUUUCGCUUUGUUGUUAGCUUUCACUCUAAGUUUCUGCUACUCAAACACAGAGAGACCAUACGGGGACGCAGUUUUGUUAAACCACACCAGCCUUAUGAUUGGUGAGGAUACUGCUUUAGUGUGCAUGACCCAAGAUUGACCCUCAGUUUACAUUGAUAGAGGAAAAUUUUAGGAAUUUUGGAAUGUCAUUCACAGGACAUUCUUUGUAUAUGUAAACACAGAUUUAGGUUCCCUGAGGCUUUAACACUUCCUGUUUCAUAGAUAUUGUACAUAGUGUGGAGUUUUCUCUUGAACUCCUUGUACAGUCAUUUUCAUCUCUGUACCACAGUACCAUUACCACUGUAUGCUACUGUAGAUGCACAAAGCUGUAAAACAAGUGCCAUAAAGUUAAGAGUUAAUGCAGUCUCAGUGCUCUUAAUGUGCCAAGAGUGCUGCCCCAAGACCUUGCUGAGUACAUCUGUGCCAUACACUGACUGUUCUUAACAUUGUGUGUGUGUGUGUGUGUGUGUGUGUGUGUGUGUGUGAGCAGAUAUGAGAGUUAAGUGUGAAGUUACUCCUUGACUCCUCUGAGAUUUUGUCAGUGAGUUCAAUUGCUGUAUUUUGAGAAAAAAGUUCAGCCCACUCUGUUUUAAUGAAUAAAUGAGUCUCCAUCUCAGACUGGGAA
This is a messenger RNA of Pygocentrus nattereri (red-bellied piranha), 4011 nucleotides long. It is a transcript of the gene dalrd3, whose product is annotated as DALR anticodon binding domain containing 3. The record is from RefSeq and is a predicted model, not a curated record. NCBI's taxonomy places the organism in Eukaryota, Metazoa, Chordata, Actinopteri, Characiformes, Serrasalmidae. Gene Ontology annotation, biological process: arginyl-tRNA aminoacylation; tRNA C3-cytosine methylation. The transcript has 13 exons. Gene Ontology annotation, molecular function: ATP binding; arginine-tRNA ligase activity; tRNA binding. The coding region runs from base 144 to 1853 and encodes 569 amino acids.